Messenger RNA from Syzygium oleosum, 1269 nucleotides. RefSeq lists its product as uncharacterized. The record is from RefSeq and is a predicted model, not a curated record. NCBI's taxonomy places the organism in Eukaryota, Viridiplantae, Streptophyta, Magnoliopsida, Myrtales, Myrtaceae. Gene Ontology annotation, molecular function: small GTPase binding. Gene Ontology annotation, cellular component: membrane; Golgi apparatus. The transcript has 6 exons. The coding region runs from base 176 to 985 and encodes 269 amino acids. Gene Ontology annotation, biological process: vesicle-mediated transport.
AGUCAUCGUCGUUGCGUCGGAACUACGUUCUAGGGCUCGUUCUUCCAGCAACAAUCGCAGAGAAAAAAUCCCCACCAAAAAUCUCCAUCAUCCGUCACGCGAUGGCACUCCUCCGUACCUGAUCGAGCGCCCCUCUUCUUCGCCGAUCUCCUCGCGGCUCCGUCGCUUCCCUCGCAUGGAGGCUUCCUACACCAGCCUCCCCACCAGCCACCUGCUGGGCUCCGUCCCCGCUGUUGUUGAUGAUGCAUCAAGUACCAUUAACUAUGAAGUCCCAGAAGCAAAUAUGCAGACUUUUCCUCCAAAUAAUGGAGGAGACAGAGGGCGUGGCUAUCAAUCUCUUGCAGGUCCAAGUGAGACGUUUGAACAACAACCCGCAAGCAACUGGAGAGGAGUCUUUAGCAUCUCAUCCUAUACACAAUACUUCAAUGUUGAUACAGAUGUAGUGUUAAACAGAUUGCUGGGUUCAUUGUUCCCAACUAGUGGGGAUUUUUUCAGCAAGAUCGAUGCAAAUCCAGAUCUAUAUGGGCCUAUCUGGAUCUCCACUACAUUGAUCUUUGUGAUCGCUGCCCUUGGAAACUGUGCUACCUACCUCAUGGAAAAGAAUUCUGACACAAGUACUUCAUGGAGCUUCGAUGUUGGUUAUGUGAAUCUUGCAGUGUGGUCAAUUUAUGGUUAUGCCAUUGUGGUUCCGCUAGGAUUCUACUUCUUGCUUCAGUAUCUUGGAUCGAAUGCCAGCCUUAUACGGUUUUGGUGCCUGUGGGGAUACUCGCUCUUCAUCUUUAUUCUGAGCUCUUUUCUUUUGUUGAUUCCGCUUGAGCCUCUCCGUUGGAUCAUCAUACUCCUUGUUGGUGGGGCCUCGGCUUGCUUUGUUGCUUCGAACCUCAGGUCAUACAUGGAAGGGAACGAUCUUACAAUCGUAGUGGUAGCUGCGUUUUUACUGCAGAUGGCUCUAGCAAUUUUCUUCAAGGUCUGGUUCUUCGCAUGAAGACCCAGAAAGAUAUUUCUCAAGGAUCAAAUCCCGUCUACUUCGACUUUUGUCUCUAGUGACAUUUGAUCCGCUGUCUAGCUGACUGGAUCUCAACCGGCGACGAGUCUCUUUGAGUUUCCAGGUCAUUUAAAGAGUGGCAUUGUAUUGUAUCGAUGAUCUUGCUGCAUUGAGUCUGAGAGGAUGAAAUGUUGAGGACGAACCCUUUAAUACUUCCACGGAGAUAGGGCUUUGUAUUGCAUUUUCCAUUGUUUCUCAUCAGCUAUUAGGGUGAUAGUUUUGGC